UAAAGAAAGAUCAUCUUGGAGAGUAAAGCAAUUAGUCGACUCCCAGAAAAAGAAAAAUGAACUCCUAAAAAUCCACAAUCUCCGCCAAAGUGUCCUUCAACCAUGUGGCGAAACUCUGCCACUUUAGGCUUCUAUUCGAAACUUCUCUCCCCUUCUUCGUCCACCAAUCCUAAUUACUUUAAUUACGCUUCCGCUUUUUCCAUAUUCAGUCAAAUCGGCAUUGUAGAACCGGCACUUUCUCCUUCUUAUCAUCGCUUUUACUGUUCAUCGGAGGCUCCUUCACCCUCUCCCUCAUCGGAAUCCGUUAUAAAGCUAGGGUUUCUUGCCUACAAAUCUGAUGUGUUUCGACCCUUAAGUUCCAAAGCUAGAGAUGCAGUCCAUCUUGUUCGUCACUACGGCCAAUGUUACUGGGAACUCUCCAAGGCUCGUCUCAGUAUGCUGGUGGUGGCGACUUCGGGGACUGGAUAUGUACUAGGGAGUGGAAACGCCGUUGAUUUGGUGGGCCUUUGUUGUACCUGUGCUGGAACCAUGAUGGUUGCUGCUUCUGCAAAUUCGUUGAAUCAGGUGCUUGAGAUAAAUAAUGAUGCCAAAAUGAAGAGAACAAAGCAAAGACCUCUGCCUUCAGGACGCAUCACAAUACCACAUGCAGUCACCUGGGCAACUUCUGUUGGGUCUGCUGGCACUGCUCUGUUGGCAUGCAAGGCUAAUAUGUUGGCAGCUGGACUUGCUGCUUCCAAUCUUGUUCUUUAUGCAUUUGUGUAUACUCCAUUGAAGCAGAUUCACCCUGUAAAUACAUGGGUUGGGGCCAUUGUUGGUGCUAUUCCUCCUCUUCUAGGGUGGGCUGCUGCUUCUGGUCAGAUUUCCCUCAAUGGAUUAAUUCUUCCAGCGGCUCUCUACUUUUGGCAAAUACCCCAUUUUAUGGCCCUUGCAUACUUAUGCCGCGAUGACUAUGCUGCAGGAGGGUAUAGGAUGUUCUCUCUUACAGAUCCUUCAGGUCAGAGAACAGCUGCUGUGGCUUUCAGGAACUGCCUGUAUCUUAUUCCUUUGGGAUUCAUAGCCUAUGACUGGGGGGUGGCCUCUGGGUGGUUUUGUGUUGAAUCAUCUCUUAUUACCCUAGCAAUAAGUGCUGCAGCAUUUUCAUUUUACCGUGACCGUACUACUCAAAAAGCAAAAAGGAUGUUUAAUGCUAGCCUUUUGUAUCUUCCUGUGUUUAUGUCUGGACUCCUAUUUCAUCGGCUCUGUGAUGAUCAGCAAUGCCUUGCGGAUAACCCUGACAGGAUUGUUGAGCUUUCAUCUUCCUCACAAGAUGUAAUUGAUAGUGGAGAAGAUGAUCAAAAGAAGAAAGUGAGGCAUUUCACUGCUGGUCCACAAGCACGCCCACCUGUAGCAUAUGCAUCCAUUGCUCCAUUUCCCUUCCUUCCCGUCCCUUCGUAUGUUGAUCCUUGAUGCAUCAAUUGGCUUCAAAUUUCCUAUACCAAACAAAAUUGUUGGAAGGGAACCCUGAAAUCUUUUCAGCUUUCUUUAAUUUCUUUCUCUCUCUCUCUCUCUCUCUCUCUCUCUCUCCAUUUUACACAUUUUUGCUUCUCGACUUUCAUUAAUUUGAAAUUAAUGUAAUUGUUAUUAAGCUGUUAAUGCACUCUGAGUAGCAUUAAACUCGCAGGUCUUCUGCAUGCGCUUCCUUUCUAAUAAACCCGCUAUUCAUGGAUCCUUGGCAAUAUACUCUGCCUUUGGUAUUUGGUUUUGAUGUCAUACACUUUAGCCAUGAGCAUUUGAAAAAUUCACUUCUAUUUGAUCUUUCAACAUAUAAUCGGUUGUUUAUAAAACGAUGCAUCAUGGAAAACUAAACUAUCAGAAUACACAUCAAAUGCAAGUAAACCAAUCAACUGCAACCUAGAGUUUGCAAAAUGUCGCUCACAGCUUAAUGUACUGCUUUAUUUUCCACAAUGAAAUGGAAAACCAAUGGAUAUGAGUUUUAAAGCCACUUUUCAGGUCAAAAGCUACUUUUGAUGCACUUUUAAUAUUAAACAGAAAAAAUGUAACUUUUUAAUUUAAAAUUUUGAUUUACAAACCCAAAAUAAAACUCCUAAAAUGAUAACUAUCGCAAUCAGUUGCAAUUUUUAUAAAAUAAUUUAAUUAUUCUUGGCAUCUCUAAACUUUUAUUAUCAUAUAUAUUUUUAAAUAUUUCAAUUAACCAUAGAAAUGCUAAUCACUUAAAAUUCUUAAACCAUAUUUUCUCACCACUUUUAAACAUUGUUUUCUGCCAUUUUUCAAUCACAACAACAAUUAAGUUUGGUUACAAACAUGAUAGACAAAAAAUGAAUGACCAAAAACCAAACUAGAAAUACAAUUAC
Messenger RNA from Durio zibethinus, 2351 nucleotides. RefSeq names its product protoheme IX farnesyltransferase, mitochondrial-like. Gene Ontology annotation, cellular component: membrane; mitochondrion. NCBI's taxonomy places the organism in Eukaryota, Viridiplantae, Streptophyta, Magnoliopsida, Malvales, Malvaceae. The record is from RefSeq and is a predicted model, not a curated record. Gene Ontology annotation, molecular function: protoheme IX farnesyltransferase activity. Gene Ontology annotation, biological process: heme A biosynthetic process.